This is a messenger RNA of Symbiodinium sp. CCMP2592, 1017 nucleotides long. NCBI's taxonomy places the organism in Eukaryota, Dinophyceae, Suessiales, Symbiodiniaceae. The record is from the annotation of a GenBank genome assembly.
AUGCCAGCACUUUCCCUGGCCAUUGUCGGUGUGGAGUGCGAUGAUAUCUCGUGCCAGACCUCUUCGCCGAAAAGCAUUCUAGAUGCUAAGGGGCACAGUGGAAGCAGCUUUCUUCAAUUCCUUGAGUUCAUCCAACGCUUGGAAUGGUCCCAGAGACCAGUUGGCAUCAUGUGGGAAUGUGUGAAAAACUUGGACGCUCACAGGAAGACUGUGAAUGAAAAGGGGACAGAAGUCAUCAAGGACCUCAUGCGCAAGCAGGGGUAUGUGUCGAGCUUCCAGGCAGCUUUUCCAGAAUCAUUUGUGCAACAAGUUGAGGCUUGCAGCUCAUGUUUGCUUCAGUGGCCUGCCCUUGAGGUGGUCAACUCGAAACAUUUUGCUUUGCCACAUAGCAGGAACAGGGUCUAUGGAAUCAGCUUGAAAUUGGACCUGGCGGCAACUUGGCCUGCAGAAUGCAAAUCAAUGAAACAGGAACUUCGGAAACGACAGAUGGCAACCGGCAGGGCAGCAUCUUCUCAGAAAUGGCCUGCAGACCAUGCAGCUUACAAGGAGAAGCACAACAUCACAGAAAAGGAUCUACAAGUUCCACAGGUCAGAUGGGUGCAUCAGUGUUCCGGCCUCAGCAUUCGGGUGGUUCUUGAACCUCAGAUUGAAGGCCUUCUGCUUGCACAAGGCUUGCAGGAGCUGGAUUUGCCAGAAAGAGAAUUGGAAGCAACCCAUCUGUCCUUUGCCAAGUUCGUCGUCCCCAGUGGAGACACUUUGCAACGACACAAAUGGAGAACAGUCCACCCAUGCCUUCUUCCGCAGAAGCGGUUUUUGUACUUGGACGAGAAUGGGCUGCACCUGAACAAGUCUCCGACGUUUGUGAUGAGCCUGCAAGGCCUGUCAAGCCGUGAGCUCAAAGCGGCACGCCUGACAGAUCUUACAGUCAAGCAGGCCCAAGAGCUCGCUGGCAAUGGUUUCACAGCCAAUGUGGCUGCCAGUGUAUUGGUUUCCAUUCUGGUGUACAUCCUGCAAUAG